AUGAGUGGGCGCGGAAAGACCGGAGGCAAAGCCAGAGCUAAGGCCAAGACCCGCUCAUCCCGUGCCGGGCUUCAGUUCCCCGUGGGUCGUGUCCACAGACUGCUGCGCAAAGGCAACUAUGCUGAGCGUGUGGGAGCGGGCGCCCCCGUUUACCUGGCAGCUGUGCUCGAGUACCUGACCGCUGAGAUCCUGGAGCUGGCUGGCAACGCAGCCCGCGACAACAAGAAGACUCGCAUCAUCCCACGUCACCUGCAGCUGGCUGUGCGCAACGACGAGGAGCUCAACAAGCUCCUGGGGGGAGUCACCAUCGCUCAGGGUGGUGUGCUGCCCAACAUCCAGGCCGUGCUGCUGCCCAAGAAGACCGAGAAGCCCGCCAAGGCCAACUGCUGAUGAGCCCAAACAUCAAACUCCAACAGUGAACCCACAGACAGAGAGUCGAGGAAGGAUCGGCCUCUAUGCUGCACUCACACUGACAGCAGCUGCUGCAGCUCUGCUCAUCACACUGAGUUUAAAAAGCAAAGUCCUGAGACUUUAACUGUGGAUGCUGAUAAUUAC
Molecule: messenger RNA, 555 nt
Organism: Pelmatolapia mariae (spotted tilapia)
Lineage: Eukaryota; Metazoa; Chordata; Actinopteri; Cichliformes; Cichlidae
Product: histone H2A-like
Exons: 2
Coding region: 1-390 (129 amino acids)
Biological process (GO): heterochromatin formation
Cellular component (GO): chromatin; nucleosome
Molecular function (GO): DNA binding; structural constituent of chromatin; protein heterodimerization activity
Source: RefSeq, a predicted model, not a curated record